CCAAACAGGACCUGAGACUCUGGACGUGGGCUGUGCUGUUGAAAGAGUGCUCAGGAUGAGGAGGAGAGGAAGUUAUGAUGGCACCACUGCCCCCUUACAGCCACACCUGCGGGGUCUGGCUCAGAGGAGACGUUCUGCACCAAACCUGCUGCUGGGCAAAGCUUUAGGAAUGACUUGGAGUCCAAUAAGGGAAGAAGCUCAGUGUCUGGUGGCGGUGGAUCAGUGUCCCUUCGUGCUGGGAUUGACCAGUGAGCACUCCGAGCUGAUUCUGGAUGAAUGUGCUCAGCUGACCGAAGGACUAAAGACCAGAGACAGACACCUCUUCCUCCUCAGUGACGCCCUAGUCAUCGCCAAGCUCAAGUCAAAUGCAAGUUACAGACUGAAACACAGGAUUGAUCUGAAGGACCUGUGGGUGUGCGGCUUUGAAAAUGGUGACGACGAGGCAGAGGACGAAGAUACAGAUGUUGAUCUAAGAACAUCUAUCGUAUUGGCUUGGUCUGUUUAUCUUAGCUUGGCCUCGUUCUGUUUGCCUGAGCUAAAGGACCACUGGCUGGAUACUCUACACAGAAAGACUGCAGAGGCAAGAUCGAGAGCAGGCAGCACUUCUCCACCGCCCAGCAUCCUCAUGAAGGUGCUGAAUGGCAAUACCACGAAUAAAACUCUAAGUGGAGUUGGGAUGGACUCUGCAGAGUUGCCUUUUGAUGGCAACGCCAAAAUCUCCACCCUCUCGAAGCAGUUUCAUAACCAAGAGGCACAUGCACAGCAGCCUAUUGGAGAAAAUGGAGGCAAAAGGCACUUUUUCUUCAAGCUGAAGAGAAGCUCCACCAGCCCAAGUGUACCUGCUCAUCCUGAGUCCAGUGCAAAGAGCUUGCUGUUUGGAAGACAUCUCCAAGAUGACACCACACUUCCAAAACCAAUUACUGAAAUACUCCUGUUGCUGUUCAGGAAGGGUCCAUUUACUGAGGGUGUCUUCAGAGUCUCGUGCAACAGCAAAAACCUGAAUGCUCUCAAAGAUCAGCUGAACUCUGGAGCCCAGGUGGACAUGGAAGCCCUGCCUGUGACGCUCCUGGUUGGAUUGUUGAAGAUUUUUCUGAAGGAACUCCCUGGAGGCCUGCUGGUAUUUGAGCACUAUGAAAGCUGGAUCAGUGCUCUAGAGAGGGAAAGGACAGAGGAUGCUCAAAGAGAGCUGAGAAGAAUGGCAGAGAAGUUGCCCAAAGCAAACAGUCUCCUCCUGCAGCACCUGCUCUGCCUGUUUUACCACAUCAGUCAACAUUCAGAAACCAACAAAAUGGAUGCCAAGAACCUGGCAGUGUGCAUUGCUCCAACAUUGCUGCAUCGUGACAGCCAGCCACUAGACAGGGAUGAUGUAGCGAAGGCCACAAAUCUUAUCCAGUUCCUAAUUGAAAACUGCUGUGAGGUAUUUGGAAAUGCUAUCCUGAAGCUUUUUGGGGAUUUAGAGGAUCAGGAGUCCAUUGAAAAAUCAGAUUCAGCCUCCCUGAUGUCCCCUGAUAUCUCUUUUGAUGUCCACCAGCAUGACUCGGCGUAUGACAGCACAGAUCAAGAUGUCGAUUGUGAUUGUGUAGAAGCUGAGAGCCGGUCUCAGGAGGACAACAUGAUGCCACAUGGGAGCCCAGGUCUAUGCAAACUAGAACGCUCUGACAUUCACUCUUGUUCCUCUGAAGCUAUAUUUGAUACUUUCACAAAUCCCUUCAAUCGGCGAUGCUCUGAGCCCUCCAUUUUUCCUUCUGCCCCCAUGACGGGUUUAAGAGAGCUUGCCCGUAGCCAUGACAACUUUUCGACAGAGAAGGAAGACUUUGACGACCAACCACUCAAGAAGCAGAACUCGGAUGACUCUUUCUUGCAUCCCAACCGCUGUGAGAACAGAAGAUCCCAGAUGGCCAAGACUUUGAACAUAGACUUGCCAAUUAGUGUGUCUUCUCCAGCAUCCAAGGCUGGUUCCUGUCCAUCAUUCUGUUCCUCAGAUAGCACUUCCUCAAAUCUCUCAGAGCAAUCAAUAACCACAUCACCCCAGCCAUCCCCUUCAAGCCCCCGCAAGUCUACUAGGCAUUCAUCCUUUAUGAUUAAACCUAGACUUAGCAAUGCCCAAGGAGACCUGGAAGUGACCCGACGAUCCCUUUCAAUGAGGGCCAAAAGCCUUGGAAACUUUACGUUUAACAGAGGCAGUCUGAAGAAAGGAGAUUCCCAGAAGGAAGUGGUCUUCCCAUGUGAAACUCUCCAAGAGGACUCACAAAAUGAGACGGAGAACAUCGAUGAGCUUGCUCGGCGUCGAAGGCCUCUCUCAGCCAUCGAGGUCUUCCAACAUGUGGAUAGUCGUAUGCCAUGCAGCCCCCCAUCCUAUGAGCAGGCGCUGCAGACUGGAGCACAACCAGCCCCUCCGCAGUACAGGGCCAUGACGGUCCAACACGCCCGAGAGCUUGGGAGGAAAUCUCGACCCAUAUCCAUGAACGACUGCCUGCUGGACCAUUACAAAGUUAACGAACCCACAGAAUACAAAGAAACAUUCACAGAAAGCAUUCAAUUAGAAGAACCACAGCCAGUGCCGUUCCGGCAGAGGGCCAUGUCUGAGUCAGUGUCCCAGUUGAGACAUGAACAAGUGUCCCGCAGGUGUAGUCAGCCUGUGUUUGAGGAGUUCUCCUAUGCAAAGGAAUCUUAUGUGUGAGUGUUUCUUUCUCAAUUGCAAUACUGAACUCUUGCUAAGAUUUAAAGACGAAGUGUGUAAUUUUUUUUUGAUUAGCAUCACCAAGUGAAACUGCAAAAACAAUGAUUGUUUUCAAACAGGUUUCCCGAACACUCCACCCACUUACUUAAUUGAUUAAACCAUUUUUGCUUUGUUGGGCUGGACAGAAUGAUUAACCAAGCAGAGUAAUGUUUUUAUAGUGCCACAAUGUUUACACUUUUCAGAUCAAUCAACCCAUAAAAUGGCUUGCAUAGUUACAUUAAGCAAUGAUAGGAGAAUGCAUUUUAACAUAGAAAAUUGCACACUUCAGCUUUAAAAUAACAUGCAACUAUUAAGCUGUUUAAUUUAGUGACACAUAGAAUUCAGUGUGUUACAGCCAUUUCAUAUGCUAAUAUUGAAUCAUUUUUAAACUUUUGCCAGUAUAAAGCUAUGUAAAUAGACAGUUAAAAUAAUUAAUUUGUAUUAUAUAGUAAAAUAGUUGGUGGUAACUGAAGAAUUUUGUAGUAAGAAUGUACAGCUGUGAAUUACUUGAUUUCUGUAUUAUUUCUACUCUUUAUUUCACUACAAUAAAGAAUCUUAGAGGUCA
Molecule: messenger RNA, 3284 nt
Organism: Carassius carassius (crucian carp)
Lineage: Eukaryota; Metazoa; Chordata; Actinopteri; Cypriniformes; Cyprinidae
Product: T-cell activation Rho GTPase-activating protein-like
Exons: 14
Coding region: 56-2680 (874 amino acids)
Biological process (GO): signal transduction; regulation of Rho protein signal transduction
Molecular function (GO): GTPase activator activity
Source: RefSeq, a predicted model, not a curated record